Molecule: messenger RNA, 3078 nt
Organism: Austrofundulus limnaeus
Lineage: Eukaryota; Metazoa; Chordata; Actinopteri; Cyprinodontiformes; Rivulidae
Product: rab11 family-interacting protein 4B
Exons: 13
Coding region: 332-2002 (556 amino acids)
Biological process (GO): endocytic recycling; regulation of cytokinesis
Cellular component (GO): recycling endosome membrane; midbody; cleavage furrow
Source: RefSeq, a predicted model, not a curated record
UCAGUGUGUGAAUACAAGUCAGCCAGCUGACGUACCAGUGAGGAAGAGAGGGGAAGUGUGUGAGGGUUGUGCAGYGUGUGUGUGUGUGAGUGUGACAGAGAAAGGGCAGUUUCACUCUUGGUGCAGGGAGGAAAGCCAGGCAGCCAGUGCAGUGUUCAACAUCCUGAUCCUGCACCCCUCCUCUGCUUCUCUGAGGACUAUACGACUGCUGGGGAUCAGCCUUUGGACUAUUCCGACACUUCCUCCUCUACUUGCCUUUGACGGGAACACACCUGCGUGUGUGUGUGAGCCGAGACAACGGACUUGGCCCUUGUGAACAGGGCGGGUGUGGAUGACUUCACUGGAUGAGGGCUUGGCCGGUGAAACGAGGGCGAGUGCUGAACAUGGGCUCCCCUCUCUAGUUAUUGGGGACGGUGAGAAGGAGCGGGUUUGUCCGGUCAUCAUGUGCACCCGGACCUCUCCGGCUCCGGUUCCUGACUUCCAGUUGUUCCCUGGAGAGGUGGGGGAGCCUGAGGAGGGCGUGGCAGAGCAGGGCAGGGAGAGGGAAUCGGACCGAGACAGCGCCGCGGAAAGCUCCCAGGGGUCGGACACCUCUGAGGGUCCCGCCAGACUGGGGGAAAAGGAAGACGAGCUGGGAGACCUUUUUUUCCCUGGAGAGAAGCGUGCUCAGACAAGUAUCUCUGUGACCUCUGACCUGUCAACACGCUCCUCAGCUUCUCUGAACGAGGAGCAGUUUGAGGACUACGGAGAGGGGGAGGAACCAGAUUACGCGGCCAGCAGCCCCUCACCAGACGACGAAACUCGAACCAACGGCUACUCUGACCUCGGCUCGUCUGUGCCGUCAAGUGCGGGUCAGACACCUCGUAAAGUGCGCCACCAAUACGCUGCAGAUCUCAUGGAUGUCUACUGCUCUCAGUGCAGCAAAAAGGUCAACCUGCUCAACGACCUGGAGGCUCGCCUCAAACACCUCAGGGCUAGCAGCCCCAGCAGAAAAAUCUCCAGCACAGCUUUUGGAAGGCAGCUGCUCCACCACAGCAACCUGAGCAGCAGAAACGGCAGCACUGAAGACCUUUUUCGAGACAGCAUCGACUCCUGCGACACCGACCUCAACGAGAAGGUGAGUUUUCUGGAAAAAAAAGUGGCUGAACUCGAGAAUGAAAUUCAGAUCAAUUCUGAUCUGAAGUCCAAACUGAAGCAGGACAACACACAACUAGUUCACAGGGUUAAUGAGCUGGAGGAGCAGCUGAAGGACCAGGAAACUCGUUCAGACCAAACUCUGCAGGAGGAGUUGAGACGACACAGAGAGGCCUACAGCAAGAUGGAGCGAGACAAGAACACACAGAUAGAACUACUGAACGUUCGAGUCAAACAUCUGGAGGAGGAGAACAGCGGGAUGUCUCUGAGCAUGAACCGACUCAAGUCGCAGACAGAAAAACUGGAUGAGGAGAAACAAAGGAUGACAGACAAGCUGGAAGACACAAGUCUGAGGCUGAAGGAUGAGAUGGACCUCUACAAGAAAAUGAUGGAUAAACUGAAACAGAACCGGCAACAGUACCAGAAAGACAAGGACGCCAUGCAGGAGCUGAUCGAGGACCUCCGUCGAGAGCUGGAACACCUGCAGCUCUACAAGCUGGAGGCUGAGAAGCCUGGCCGGACCCGCAGCUCUUCCUCUGGGCUUGCAGACUUCAGCAGCAGGACCAGGGAGGUGGAGCUCGAGCACGAGGUCAAGAGGCUCAAACAGGAGAAUCAGAAGCUGAAGGAGCAGAACGAUGAGCUGAACGGUCAGAUCAUCAGCCUCAGUUUGUUUGAGGCCAAGAACCUGUUUGCCACACAAACCAAGGCUCAGUCUUUAGCUGCUGAGAUCGAUAACGCCUCCAAAGACCAGUUAAUGGAAGCUCUGAAGGAGCAGGAGGAAAUCAACUUACGCCUGCGACAGUACAUGGAUAAAAUCAUCCUGUCCAUCCUGGACCACAACCCGUCCAUUCUGGAGAUAAAGACCUAGCAGUGGCUGAACUGGAGUGAUCCUGGUUGUUCCAGUUUCCUGUGACCUGAGCUAAGACUCUGCACUCGAGGAAAACGGGCAUUCAGGCUCGGUUUUUAAAUAAAUGGACGUGUUUUGCUCACGGCUGUUUGUAUUCAGAGCUUUUUUGCGUCAAACUAAAAGGGACAUUUCUCAGCAAGCGAACGCUUACUUAUUGAUGGUUAUGCAAAUGUGACUGGUUUGUUUCAGUCUGCACUGUUUUUAUCUUCUGCUGCUGCUGUGAUUUACUGUUAUCGUCUGUUUUGUCUCGCUAUGAGUCUUUAAUUUAUGUGACCCAGAAACUAAUCUGAGCCCAAGGUGCUUGUACGAUUGGCACAAUCACUCGAUGUAGAACACUGGACGGUUACUGGAUCCUGAUGGGAUGGCAGGUGCGAGACGGACAUGAAGGCAGACUUUUUGCCCGACCUGUUCAUGGAUCUCGUCAGAGCACGGAACCACUAACUUGGAAAAGCAAGUUUUCAUUAAAAAGACUGGGACAAGAGGCAGAAGUGAAGAAAAAGAAAGCGGGUACGAGAAUUUUUCAAAGCAAACGCAAAAGAAAGUGUUGGUUAAUGUUGGACCCAGUAUGUUGAGAGAGUAUUUUUGUCAAGUCAGUAAAAGUAUGCUGAAGAAAAAUAUUUUUUAAACUUGAAAACAUGUCUUCCGGGAAACCUUCAAAAUGCACAUGAGGUCUCACAAUUCAAAAAGAAUGUUUUUUUUUCCCAUUGAUGAGUUGAUUGAGAGGAGAAGCUGAAGCAGAAACCAUGGAGUGUCUUUAAACUGGAACUUCUGUGGCUGCUAAUGCAAGCAGAGCCUGAUCUUAAAAAGCUUCCCAGUUUCUAGUAAUAAUAGACCCAAACAAUGUUGCACAGAAACAUUUAAAUAUGAAUGUACAAGAUGGAUUCAUGUUGGGGUGACGCAGCCAUUGUAAAAUGACUCAGCAAUCUGUCUGUCUUUGCUUCACAUACAGAGCCUCCAUGUGUUGUGAACAGAAAUCUGAUGUGAGGUGGUAGGAAUCAGGUUCCUCAGUUUAAUAAACUGUACACAUGGAUUCACAA